Molecule: messenger RNA, 906 nt
Organism: Theileria parva strain Muguga
Lineage: Eukaryota; Apicomplexa; Aconoidasida; Piroplasmida; Theileriidae
Gene: PAE2
Product: putative proteasome subunit alpha type-5
Exons: 4
Coding region: 89-853 (254 amino acids)
Biological process (GO): proteasome-mediated ubiquitin-dependent protein catabolic process
Cellular component (GO): nucleus; proteasome core complex; proteasome core complex, alpha-subunit complex
Source: RefSeq, a predicted model, not a curated record
AUUUAAUGUAAUAUAUAUAGUACUUAGUAGAAUAAUAAUGAUGACUCCCCAUCAGUGAUUCCAUUUAUUAUUUUAAUAGUAUAUUAAAAUGUUCGCGACUAGAAGCGAGUACGAUAGAGGUGUUAAUACCUUUUCGCCGGAGGGGCGACUGUUUCAAGUGGAAUACGCACUUGGAGCCAUGAAACUAGGUAGUACAGCCAUAGCAGUUGCAACGAAGGAAGGAGUAAUUUUUGCCUCAGAAAGAAGGUCAAAUUCGCCCCUUUUAGAAUUUGUUUCCUUGGAAAAAAUAAUGGAAAUUGACGACCACAUCGCCUGUGCCAUGAGCGGCCUAAUCGCAGACGCCAAGACUCUUGUAGACCACGCCAGGUCAGAAUGUGUUAACCACACAUUUGUAUAUAAUGAACGCAUGGGUAUUAGAUCAUGCGUUGAGUCCAUCGCUGACCUCGCCUUAGAAUUCUCAGAUGUGUUUGACACUAAGAAGAAGAAGACUAUGAGUAGGCCAUUUGGAGUGGCUUUGUUGGUGGGUGGUAUUGAUGUCGAAGGCCCAGUUAUCUGGUGUGUUGAUCCUUCUGGGACCAUCAUUAAGUAUAAAGCUGCAGCUAUUGGCUCAGCUCAAGAAGGAGCAGAGUCCAUCCUCUUACAAAAAUAUGAUGAAAAUAUGGAAUUUUCAGAUGCGGAGGUCCUUGUACUUGAGAUUCUACGACAGGUUAUGGAGGAAAAAAUGAGCCCAAAGAAUGUGGAGAUGGCCAGAAUCAGAGUAGAUGAUGUUAAAUACAGAGAAUAUGACGAAGAGGCACUUGAAAAGCUUAUUUCAAGCCUGCCGGAGCUGCCAGAAAACCUAGGUGCAGAGUAGACGCAAAUUCUCCGAGACACAUUUUUGAUAAAAAAUAAUCUUUCCUGUUUUUU